Histoplasma capsulatum G186AR is the source of this 1615-nucleotide messenger RNA. Its product is annotated as UDP-galactose transporter. The coding region runs from base 341 to 1615 and encodes 424 amino acids. Gene Ontology annotation, molecular function: UDP-galactose transmembrane transporter activity. Lineage: Eukaryota; Fungi; Ascomycota; Eurotiomycetes; Onygenales; Ajellomycetaceae. Gene Ontology annotation, cellular component: Golgi membrane. Gene Ontology annotation, biological process: pyrimidine nucleotide-sugar transmembrane transport. The transcript has 5 exons. The record is from RefSeq and is a predicted model, not a curated record.
UUCGAGCGAGAUUUUAUAUUGCCAUCGACAACAACCUCCAGCCUCUUGACUUUCACCCUCAAUUCUGCCCGAUUCAAAUCCUUCCUCAGUCUCACUCCGUGACCAUACUCCCGCCCUCGUAUCGCGAAUCUGGAACUUGAGAAAUAAAUAUACUUCUUUACGAGGGGGUUUCCUUACACCGUCUCUCGGCCGUUCCAUUUUCCUACGUAUACGCGUCACAAUGAGAAGGGAUUCAAGGGCGCCCGCUGCCUGGAUGGGCAUUCCAGGGAGGCAGAUUUCCUUGCUCUUGUUAACGAUUCAGUAUACGAUUUUCACAUUACUCCUUCAUUACUCCAGAGUCAUGCCCGUCGUUGGCGGUCGACGCUACCUCACCUCAACCGCCGUCUUCCUCAAUGAAGUUAUAAAAUUAGCAAUCUGUCUCACCCUUGCGCUCUAUGAAAUGUCCAAAGCUGUGCCUCCUUCCAUGCCUGCAACCUCACUCUUCACCAAUCUCUCCGCUGCGGUUUUUACUGGCGAUAGCUGGAAACUAGUUGUUCCGGCAGGACUGUAUACUUUAUCAAACUCCCUGGUGUAUAUCGGGCUCUCCAACCUCGAAGCCGCCACCUUCCAGGUUACAUACCAAUUGAAAAUAGCCACAGCAGCAGUCUUCGGCGCCUUGUUUCUCAGACGGAGUUUAUCUGUUGGAAAGUGGACAACACUAUUCCUACUGAUCGCAGGCGUAUUUAUCAUCCAGCUACCACACACGGAUCCCAAUGACAUCGACGACCACCGCGCGCACGUGCAUUUCCCACGCUCGCUGGAAGACUGGCAGAAUCUGGGUGCCUCCACUGGCCGGAACUUGCGUCAGAACCUUCACAAACGCUCCGCCACUUACGAAGGAAUCGAGGAGGAUCUGAUGCUGGGACACCCGCGCAUGAAUGGAAACAUCGGGCUGUUGGCUGCCAUUGGCGCUUGCAUCGCGUCUGGUUUAGCAGGAGUGUCCUUCGAAAAAGUACUGAAGGAUAGUGCCACGUCUACCACGUCUGUAUCGAUACGCAACGUCCAACUAGCGGUUUAUUCGAUAUUCCCCUCUUUGUUUAUCGGCGUGGUGUUCCUAGAUGGCGAGAAGGUGGCGCGCGCCGGGUUCUUUGACGGCUACAAUUGGGUUGUGUGGCUGGUUAUAGCACUGCAGGCCGUGGGCGGAAUUGCGACAUCGUAUUGCAUUUCACGCGGAGAACAUGGCUUGCGGAAUUCGGCGUCAGGGAUUAGUAUUGUGCUCAGUGCUGUCGGGGCGAUAUGGGCUUUUGAUUUUAGGAUGAGCGGGAAUUUCAUCGUCGGCACCGUCCUCGUCCUGGCGGGCACAUAUGUCUACACUCAACUCUCUCAUCCAAAUAUGCAGCACCAAAAACACAGCAACCGGCCCCCACCAAUCCGCAUCAACAACUUUGAAAAGCUCAGCGGCCUGGGCAUGGAAAAUGAUAAUAACAAUAACAUGGCCAGCACCUCAUCAUCAACAGACGUAGAUGAUAAGAACCUCUACAAUAACGCCGACAACUCCCACCUCACCCCACCGAACGACUUCUCUAUAAAACUGCCCACCACGCCAAACCUGGCUCGCCGGGCCAGACCAGGUUGA